UCCCGGAAAUACGUCAUCGCAUUGCGCCAUCAAACAUUGCAAAGUGCGCAGCUACCUAGCUCGUGCUAGCUGCUACUGAUUAGUACUGGUUAAGGCUUUUAUUUUUAUUUAUUUUUUGGUAAAGUUUGAGUGUUGUUUUCUUUAAAAAGGUCCAGCCAUGGCGAUGCAAGCAGCUAAACGAGCGAAUAUUCGUUUACCUCCAGAGGUGAACAGGAUAUUGUAUAUUCGUAACCUUCCAUACAAAAUCACCGCAGAGGAGAUGUAUGACAUCUUUGGAAAGUAUGGGCCAAUUCGUCAGAUCAGAGUUGGAAACACACCAGAGACGAGAGGAACAGCCUAUGUCGUUUACGAAGACAUCUUUGAUGCCAAAAAUGCCUGUGAUCAUCUUUCUGGAUUCAAUGUCUGCAACAGAUACUUAGUUGUAUUGUACUAUAAUGCAAACAGGGCUUUCCAAAAAAUGGACACAAAGAAAAAGGAGGAGCAGCUGAAAAUUCUCAAAGAGAAGUACGGGAUAAACACAGACCCACCAAAAUAGUCAACAUUUGAUUAUUUCUGUUGUGAUAUUUUUCUUCCUUGUACCCAUACCCAUCUCACUUUUAACCUUUAAAUAAAAAAGUACCUGUUGAACAGUGUUCAUUACUAGGACUGAAAUCUUGUUAUAUAUUGACCUAAUGUCUUUUUCAGUUAGUUUUCUGUAAAUUUUUGAAUAAAGUGGUAAAAAUUUGUUAAUCAGCAUUUGUUUUAAUAAAUAAGUGUUUUUCUU
This is a messenger RNA of Carassius auratus (goldfish), 763 nucleotides long. RefSeq names its product splicing factor 3b, subunit 6 (gene sf3b6). Gene Ontology annotation, molecular function: mRNA binding. Gene Ontology annotation, cellular component: cytoplasm; nucleus. The transcript is spliced from 4 exons. NCBI's taxonomy places the organism in Eukaryota, Metazoa, Chordata, Actinopteri, Cypriniformes, Cyprinidae. The coding region runs from base 158 to 535 and encodes 125 amino acids. The record is from RefSeq and is a predicted model, not a curated record.